Molecule: messenger RNA, 4527 nt
Organism: Torulaspora globosa
Lineage: Eukaryota; Fungi; Ascomycota; Saccharomycetes; Saccharomycetales; Saccharomycetaceae
Gene: PDR12
Product: ATP-binding cassette multidrug transporter PDR12
Exons: 1
Coding region: 1-4527 (1508 amino acids)
Biological process (GO): transmembrane transport
Cellular component (GO): membrane
Molecular function (GO): ATP hydrolysis activity; ATP binding; ABC-type transporter activity
Source: RefSeq, a predicted model, not a curated record
AUGUCUUCAAAGGAAGCACAUGAGGAUAAGGAUUUCUCGUCCAACGACGAGAACCACUCGUAUGCUGAGUCUGUUCAGAGCUUUGCAAGAGGCGCAGAUGAUGCCGAGCAGUUGGGUGUCACAUCACAAUUGUCUCGUCACUUGAGCCAAAUGUUGUCCAAUGAGGAAGGUGUUGAAAGAUUGGCUUCGAUGGCAAGAGUUUUGUCUACCAAGACGAAAAAGCAGAUGGAAAAGUUCGAAGUCGAUACACUGGAUUUCGAUCUUCGUGCAUUGCUGAAUUAUUUGAGGUCGCGUCAGUUGGAGCAAGGUAUCGAGCCAGGUGAUUCCGGCGUUGCCUUCAGGAAUUUAACCGCUGUCGGUAUCGAUGCGUCCGCUGCUUUUGGACCGAGUGUCGAAGAAAUGCUUCGUGGUAUUGUCUCAGCACCUAAGCAUCUUGGUCGUCUUUUUGGUAGAAAGACAGAUCUCCCAUUGAGAAAUAUCAUUCAAAAUUGUACCGGUGUGGUCGAGUCUGGUGAAAUGUUGUUUGUCGUCGGACGACCUGGCGCUGGUUGUUCUACUCUUCUAAAGUGUGUGUCAGGCGAGACGGGUGAAUUGGUCGAAGUUCAAGGUGAAUUUUCUUACGAUGGGUUGGACCAACAUGAAAUGAUGUCCAACUAUAAGGGUUACGUUAUCUACUGUCCUGAGCUGGAUUUCCAUUUCCCAAAGAUCACGGUGAAGGAAACCAUUGAUUUCGCUUUGAAAUGUAAGACUCCUCGUGUUAGAGUGGAUCAAAUGACUAGAAAGGAGUAUGUCAACAACAUUAGAGACAUGUGGUGCACUGUGUUCGGCUUAAGGCACACGUAUGCUACCAAAGUCGGAAACGAUUUUGUGAGAGGUGUUUCUGGUGGUGAAAGAAAGCGUGUCUCUUUGGUCGAAGCGCAGGCUAUGAAUGCUUCGAUUUAUUCUUGGGAUAAUGCUACCAGAGGUUUGGAUGCUUCCACUGCGCUCGAAUUUGCGCAAGCUAUUAGAACUGCGACAAAUAUGGUUAACAACUCGGCGGUUGUAGCAAUUUAUCAGGCCGGUGAGAAUAUUUAUCAGCUUUUUGAUAAGACUACCGUGCUUUACAAUGGCAGACAGAUUUACUUCGGCCCAGCUGAUAAGGCUGUGGGUUAUUUCCAAAGAAUGGGAUGGGUGAAACCAAAUAGAAUGACGUCUGCGGAAUUCCUGACCAGCGUCACUGUCGAUUUUGAAAACAGAACCUUAGAAAUCGCCCCCGGUUAUGAGGACAAAGUCCCAAAAUCUGGUGCUGAGUUUGAGGAGUACUGGUUAAAUUCGGAAGAAUACCAGGAAGUUUUAAGAAGUUACGAUGAUUAUCAAGCAAGACAUCCACCAGAGGAAACCAGAGACAGAUUAGAGAUAGCUAAAAAGCAGAGAUUACAAGCAGGUCAACGUGCCAGCUCUCAAUAUGUUGUCAACUACUGGACACAAGUCUGGUAUUGUAUGAUACGUGGUUUUCAAAGAGUUAAGGGUGAUUCUACAUAUACGAAAGUUUAUCUGUCGUCUUUCUUAAUCAAAGGUUUAGUUGUCGGUUCCAUGUUUCAUAGAAUUGAUCCCAAGAGUCAGUCAACUACUGCAGGUGCAUACUCUCGUGGUGGUUUGCUUUUUUAUGUCUUACUUUUCGCCGCUGUUACCUCUUUGGCAGAAAUAGCUAAUUCCUUCGCGACCAGACCAAUAAUUGUGAAACAGAAAUCAUACUCAAUGUAUCACAUUUCAGCUGAGUCAUUGCAAGAAAUUAUCACUGAUAUCCCAACUAAACUGGUGGCUAUUAUCAUUUUGUCACUUGUUUCUUACUGGAUUCCAUAUCUAAAAUUCACCGCUGCUGCUUUCUUCCAAUAUUUGCUUUACCUGUUUACCGUGCAACAAUGUACUUCCUUCGUGUUCAAGUUCGUUGCUACGCUCACAAAAGAUGGUGAAACUGCUCAUGCUAUUGGUGGUCUUUGGAUUCUGAUGCUUUGUACCUAUGCGGGUUUCGUUUUGCCUAUCGGCCAAAUGCACCACUGGAUCAGAUGGUUCCAUUACUUGAAUCCUCUGACUUAUGGAUUCGAAAGUUUGAUGUCAACCGAAUUUCACGGAAGAGAAAUGUUAUGCAGUCAAUUGAUACCCAGUGGCCCCGGUUAUGAGAACGUGUCAAUCGCCAAUCAGAUUUGUCACGCCGCGGGCGCUAUUAAAGGUCACCUAUACGUGAGUGGAGAUACCUAUAUCAAAAGCCAGUAUCACUUUGCAUACAAACACGCAUGGAGAAAUUGGGGUAUCAAUGUUGUUUGGACUUUCGGUUAUAUUGUGUUCAACGUCGUUCUGUCGGAAUUCUUGAAGCCCUUGGAGGGCGGCGGUGAUUUACUACUGUACAAGAGGGGGCAUAUGCCUAGUUUUGGUACUGAAUCUGCUGAGGCUAGAACUGCAACGAGAGAAGAAAUGAUGGAAGCUCUGAAUGGGCCAGGCGUCGACUUGACAAAAGUUAUUGCUGAAAAGGAUGUGUUUACUUGGAAUCAUUUGAACUACGUCAUUCCCUAUGAUGGCUCCACGAGACAGCUACUAAGUGAUGUCUUCGGUUAUGUGAAGCCAGGUAAAAUGACAGCGCUAAUGGGUGAAUCCGGUGCUGGUAAAACGACUCUGCUUAAUGUCUUGGCCCAAAGAAUCAAUAUGGGUGUCAUAACCGGUGAUAUGCUUGUCAACGCAAAGCCCCUACCUGCUUCUUUCAACAGAUCUUGUGGUUACGUCGCUCAGGCUGACAACCAUAUGGCCGAACUUUCAGUUAGAGAAUCUCUGAGAUUUGCCGCCGAAUUGAGACAACCUGCGUCUACACCAUUGGAGGAAAAAUAUGAGUAUGUCGAAAAGAUCAUCACUUUAUUAGGUAUGCAAAAUUACGCGGAAGCUUUGGUCGGUAAGACUGGUAGAGGUCUUAAUGUCGAACAGAGGAAAAAGCUAUCUAUUGGUGUUGAACUGGUCGCAAAACCUUCUUUGCUGCUCUUUUUGGAUGAACCUACGUCUGGCCUGGACUCUCAAUCUGCAUGGUCCAUCGUUCAGUUCAUGAGAGCUUUGGCUGAUUCAGGACAAUCUAUUCUUUGUACCAUUCAUCAACCUUCUGCUACGCUGUUUGAACAGUUCGAUAGGUUGUUGCUAUUGAAAAAAGGUGGUAAAAUGGUCUACUUUGGUGAUAUCGGCGAAAACUCAAGCACUUUGUUGAGUUACUUCGAGCGUCAAUCUGGUGUCAAGUGUGAUAAGUCUGAAAACCCUGCUGAGUAUAUGCUGAAUUGUAUUGGUGCCGGUGCCACGGCUAGUGCAGAUGCUGAUUGGCACGAGCUAUGGAAAAAUUCUCCUGAAUGUGCUGCUGCGAGGGAAGAAGUCGAGGAGCUUCAUCGCGUUCUUCCAAGCAGACCCACCGCUGACGAUCCCGAAUUGGCUGGCAAAUUUGCUGCCUCUUAUGCGACUCAAAUGAAGGCCCUAGUCAGGAGAACCGCACUGCAGUUUUGGAGGUCACCGGUCUAUAUCAGAGGUAAAUUUUUGGAGUGUGUUUCUUGUGCGCUUUUUGUGGGUCUUUCCUACGUCGGUGUCAAUCAUUCCAUUGGCGGCGCUCAACAAGCUUUUUCCUCCAUUUUUAUGAUUUUACUGGUUUCGGUGGCCAUGAUCAACCAAUUGCAGGUCUUCGCCUAUGCAAGCAGAGAGCUGUAUGAAGUGAGAGAAGCAUCCUCCAACACUUUCCACUGGAGUGCCCUGCUAUUGAGUCAUUUCCUGGUCGAAACAAUGUGGUCCACCGCGUGUCAAUUUAUGUGUUACAUUUGCUACUAUUGGCCUGCCCAGUACAGCGGCAGAGCAUCGCACGCAGGUUUCUUCUUUUUCUUCUACGUGUUGAUUUUUCCCGCUUACUUCUGUUCUUAUGGUCUGUGGAUCUUGUACUUGUCUCCAGAUGUCCCUUCUGCUUCGAUGAUCAACUCCAAUCUGUUCGCUGCCAUGCUUCUGUUCUGUGGUAUAUUACAGCCAAGACAGAAAAUGCCUGGUUUCUGGAGAAGAUUCAUGUACAACGUCUCGCCCUUUACUUACGUCGUCCAAGCUUUGGUCGGGCCCUUGGUGCACAACAAACCGGUUAUCUGCUCAGAACAUGAAUUCACUGUCAUGGAUCCACCGGCGGGCCAAACCUGUGGCGAGUAUUUGGGUACGUACUUGAGCAACAAUCCAGGUUAUCUGGUCAACCACGACGCCACAGAGAAUUGCCAAUACUGUCCUUACUCCAUGCAAGAUCAAGUGGUUGCCCAGUACAACGUCAAAUGGGAUCAAAGAUGGAGAAAUUUCGGUUUCAUGUGGGUUUACAUCGCUUUCAACCUAUUCGCCAUGUGUGCUUGCUACUACAUUAUGAGAGUCAAGGUCUGGUCACUCAAAUCUGUGCUGGAUUUCAAGAAGUGGUUCAAUGGUCCUAGAAAGGAAAGACAUGAGAAGGAUACGACCAUCUUCCAGCAAAAGCCAGGUGACGCUGAUAAAAUCAAGAAAAACUGA